Messenger RNA from Diutina rugosa, 2940 nucleotides. RefSeq lists its product as uncharacterized. Bases 1 to 2940 code for a protein of 979 amino acids. Gene Ontology annotation, cellular component: cytosol; nuclear envelope. The transcript has a single exon. Gene Ontology annotation, molecular function: small GTPase binding. Gene Ontology annotation, biological process: protein import into nucleus. Lineage: Eukaryota; Fungi; Ascomycota; Pichiomycetes; Serinales; Debaryomycetaceae. The record is from RefSeq and is a predicted model, not a curated record.
AUGGACGUGUCCUCACCCGAGGUGUUGUCAGCUGUCCUUAACUUACAGAGCUCAGAUGCCGACAUUCGGAGCAAAGCUGAAGUCAAGCUCUAUGAGCAUGUGCAGGCGCCGCAUUUCACCAUCAAGUUGCUCAACUCUGUUGGCGACUUCUCGAUCGACACCAACAAGCGUAUAGCCGCUGCGCGAUUUUUCCAGGAUAGAGUGUUUCACGAUUGGCAGCGUCCAGGUCACUUCUCCCUGGAUAAUGUUCGCAGAAAUCAGCUGCUCAAGCACAGGAGAAAAGAAGACAGAAGCAGCCCCCAUUUGCCACGUCCUAUCGGCCAAGCUGAGGUGCGAGUAACUAUACCUGAGACCGAGCAAGCAUUGAUUAAAGCAAAUUUGAUUCCAGUGUUCAUCAAAUGCUUGGAUAUUUCUGAGAUACACCCAUUGUUGUUGGAUGCCUUCAUUUCAAUUGCUUAUUGUGAAGAAGCCCAUGAUGAACCGGCUGCUUCCAUCUAUGCUCUCAUCGAGGACCUCUCUGAUUUGAGUCUCGUCAAGUUGGGAUUAUCUUUACUAGUUGAAUUAGUGGAGAUUCAAUGUGUCAGGCUGUUUCACUCCGCAAAGAUGAUACUGACCGAAGUCAUCACUAAAACUUUCACCUUGUUUGAAAUGAUUGUGCCUCAACUUUUAUCACUAAACCUGUCCCAGCUGGCAGAAUGUUUGAGCCUUGUGAUCCCAAUCUACUCUCGGUUUUGGGCUUUCGAAGAAAUCAAAGAACUUUUCUUCGCACCAGUACUCGAUGAUACUCUUCAUUCAACCAAUUGCUUUCAAUGGCAUAAAGCUAUUUUGACACACCCCAAUCUUCUGAUUGCGGUCAAAGUGGACCCUUUGUUGCGACCGCUGCAUCUGUGGGUUAUGGCAAUGGAGGGAUCUGUCCAUAACUUAAUUUAUUUUCCCGAAGUGACGGAUGAAGUGAAACUUGACAUUUUUUGGGAUCUUAUUGAGCGGUGGUAUUCCAAGAAAAUAUGGCUACUGGACAGAACAAUCAGCGACGUAUUUGAUUUUUUCAAGUCUUUGCUGGAUACACCCUCCUGGCUGCUCAUCAUUGAAAAGCUUAAAUCAAUUGGUGGAAAAGUUUUUCUCAAAGCUCUUGACUCCACUCAUCAUACGAUUGAGCUCUUUCAAAACAUUCCUGAAGACUAUCUCGUCAUGAUGACAUCUAAGCAUGUAGCGAGAACUCGCUGGAGAGUGCCGAGGUUUGCAAAUUUAGAAGUCUCUGUGGGAGAGUUAAUUCAAAAAAUACCAGAGGAUGUUCUUAAACCAAUUGUGGAUUACUAUGUUGAUACAAUUCGAGAUCGGUCUGCCUUACGAGCUGAGGACAAACUGCUGUUUGCGCGUGCGCAAUUGGUUGAUGGAGCAUUGCGUGUUCACAGAAUUGUUGCAACCUAUGUACCAUCGAAUCUCGUAUCACCCGCACAAUACACCGAAACACUCUUGAAGUAUGCGCUUCCCGAACUAUCACCUGACACUUUGAAGGCGCAACCCUGGCUAACCGCUCGUGCAUGCAAUGUCAUACUGUUGCUAUCAAAUUCACAUUUCGAGGCUAAUGAAGAGAUGAGUCAAGCGAUUUUUGAGAGUUUGAUGUAUUGCUUUAAUAAUCUGGAUCUGUUUGUCAUUCAAGUUUUCGCGUAUAAGGCAUUGGAGAACCUUAGCUGCAUCAAAUCAAUUAAUCUGCGAUUGAAACUGGAAGGUCGCCGCAUAUUCAAGCAAUUACUGUUGAUUCACAAAAUGCAUCCUCUAAACGUUGUGGCUGAUGCAUUAUUAGCACAGGGUGUCCAGCAAUCGGCGGCUGAGCUGGUUCCUUUAAUUGUUGAACAUUUUCGUCUUGUCGUGUCUAAUGAUUACGAGCAGUCAAUGCAAUUUCAAAAUUUCAUUUACAAAUGUUAUGAAAAGACGUGUGGCGACAUCGAAAAUAUGCUCAAAAUGAAGUUUGUGGAUGUGCUUGAGCUUGCUUCGAGGAAUGGAAGUUUGGAUAGAGAAAAUCUUGUGCCUAUCUUGUACAAUUUCGCUAAUUCAAUUACUACAGUGCUGUCGGAAAUCUGGCAGAUCUAUCUGGUGAUCGUCGAAGCAUUCGAAACUGCUGAAAGAAGGCGUAUUUACAUUGAAUUGGUUGACUUUGCUCACUUCUUCCGGUCAGUGGUAAAGUUUGGAUUUCCAUCGUUACCAACUGACUCUCCACAAGUGCAAUCUCUUUUUGAAUUGUGUUUUCAUCAAAUUAAACGAAACUGGUUUUUUGAAAGUCCUCAUGCGGCCUUUGAGUUGCUUGAGUUGGCUACGUUGUCAUAUGGUGAGAAAAUCUCUUCUCUUCUUCCUCACUUACUCGAAAAGUUGCAUGAGAUUUCUCAAGUCUACAUCGACGAAUGUGCGGGGUAUGAAUCUAGUUUAAAUGGUUUUCUUUAUGUGCGAGUGUUGCUUGCUGCAUGUAUUGCUGAUGCUGACACAACACUCAAUUUCAUCAACGACAAAGACUUUUUGAAACCGUUUUACCUGAUAUGGAAGCAAAAUUGGUCAAAAUUCCAGCAUUUAUACGGAUUGAAACUACAAACCCUCGCCUCAUCACUGAUACUUCGAUCAAAUGAAACGGAGAAUAUUCCAUUUAAUUUUCGAAAGCGCAUAUUCUCGAAAUUUUGUGAUGAUGUUAGUUUACUUCGAGAAGCAAUCAAGGCUCCAGACUACUUACUGAGAAAAUGCAAUCACCCCACAAACUCACGGGUUUCUCAUGACUCAGAUUGCAAGGAUUGUGAGGAUUUUUGGAAUAGGAUGCUCGAUGCGACCCUGCCACCAAGAGUGAGUCCGCUUUAUGACUUAGACAUCCUCUCUGCUAUGCAUGAUUGUGUGGACGAACGAAGUCAGUGGACUUUUACGUACUGUACAGAUGCUGACAAUAGCGAAAGCGUCUAA